GGUAGGGUUGCAAAAUGAUGGUACGGUAGGGUUGCAAAAUGAUGGUACGGUAGGGUUGCAAAAUGAUGGUACGGUAGGGUUGCAAAAUGAUGGUACGGUAGGGUUGCAAAAUGAUGGUACGGUAGGGUUGCAAAAUGAUGGUACGGUAGGGUUGCAAAAUGAUGGUACCGUAGGGUUGCAAAAUGAUGGUACGGUAGGGUUGCAAAAUGAUGGUACGGUAGGGGUUGCAAAAUGAUGGUAACUUUCCUUAAAUUCCCCAGUUUUCCAGAAAUGAGGAUUCUGGAUUUCCUGCUCAUUCCCUCCUGAUUCCAGGAAUCCUCCAACUGAGAUUACUGGAAAACCUGUGAAUUUGAGAAAAGUUACCAGAAAUGUGCAAUUCUAAUAGUGACCAACAUGUAUAUAUAUACAUGACGUGGUUCCAUGACUCUCCUUCGUAGGUCUGCUCAUGGAAAACAGCCUUCUUCAUCAGUCUUCUGGGGAUUCUCAUGCUGGUACUUGCCCUGGUAGGACUUGUAUGUUAUACACGAUUGUGUGUCACUGUACACGGGUCUGAGGUGGGACUUCAGAAACGGAUAGUUCUGCUGGGGAAGUCUGGAUCAGAGAAGAGAGCAUCAGGAAACACCAUCCUGGGAAGAGAGGCCUUUAGAGUGGAGGCUUCGCCUUCGUAUGGGCCACAGUGUGAGGAACAAGAUGCUGUUGUGGGCCCAAAUAACAUAACUAUGAUUAACACCCCAGAUGUGUUGCCAUCUGAGGAAGUUGCAGGUAAAGUAGCUCAAUGCAUCAACAUCUCAACACCGCACGUGUUCCUGCUGGUGGUCAGGUUGUGCAACUGGUGCACAGAAGAGGAGAAGAAAACGGUCAAAUGGAUGAAUGAGAACUUUGAGGAGGGGGCCCUUAAAUACACCAUGGUGCUGUUCACUGGUGGAGACCAGCUAGAAGGGAAACCAGUGGAGGAGUAUCUAAAGGACAACAAUGAUUCCUUAAAGCUUCUCAGUAUGUGUGGUGGUAGACAUCACGUCUUCAUUAACAAAGAAAAGGAUGACCUCACUCAGGUCAAAGAGCUGCUGGAGAAGAUAGACGGAUUAUUGAAUGAGAAUAGGGGAUACUAUCAUGUGACAAACAUCUUGACCCGGAGGGCGGAGGAGAUCAGGAGGAGGGAGGAGGCUCUGAGAAAGAUACUGGAACAGGAGGUUAGAAAGAGGGAUGCAGCCAUAGCAACGAUAAGAGAGGAGGAGGAGAAAAGGAGGGAGACUGAAGAGAGAAAAGUCUGUGAGGGGGAAGAUGAAGGGAGGAAGGUCAUUGAUAAUCUGGCAUUGAAAGUCUCAGGCUCAAAAAUGUAUGUAGGCGUAACAGUGAUCACAAUGAUCAUACUGAUUGUCCUUUAAUGAUGCUAAACUGAAUAUUAGGGAGUCUCUUCAUUCAUCAUCUGAACAUUAGGGAGUCUCUUCAUUCAUCAUCUGAACAUUAGGGAGUCUCUUCAUUCAUCAUCUGAACAUUAGGGAGUCUCUUCAAUCAUCUUCUGAACAUUAGAGAGUCUCUUCAUUCAUCAUCUGAACAUUAGAGAGUCUCUUCAUUCAUCAUCUGAACAUUAGAGAGUCUCUUCAAUCAUCAUCUGAACAUUAGAGAGUCUCUUCAUUCAUCAUCUGAACAUUAGAGAGUCUCUUCAUUCAUCAUCUGAACAUUAGAGAGUCUCUUCAUUCAUCAUCUGAACAUUAGAGAGUCUCUUCAAUCAUCAUCUGAACAUUAGAGAGUCUCUUCAUUCAUCAUCUGAACAUUAGAGAGUCUCUUCAUUCAUCAUCUGGACAUUAGAGAGUCUCUUCAAUCAUCAUCUGGACAUUAGAGAGUCUCUUCAAUCAUCUUCUGAACAUUAGAGAGUCUCUUCAUUCAUCAUCUGGACAUUAGAGAGUCUCUUCAAUCAUCAUCUGGACAUUAGAGAGUCUCUUCAAUCAUCAUCUGAACAUUAGAGAGUCUCUUCAUUCAUCAUCUGAACAUCAUCAUCUGGACAUUAGAGAGUCUCUUCAAUCAUCAUCUGAACAUUAGAGAGUCUCUUCAAUCAUCAUCUGAACAUUAGAGAGUCUCUUCAUUCAUCAUCUGAACAUCAUCAUCUGGACAUUAGAGAGUCUCUUCAAUCAUCUUCUGAACAUUAGAGAGUCUCUUCAAUCAUCAUCUGAACAUUAAAGAGUCUCUUCAAUCAUCAUCUGAACAUUAGGAAGUCUCUUCAUUCAUCAUCUGAACAUUAGAGAGUCUCUUCAAUCAUCAUCUGAACAUUAGGGAGUCUCUUCAUUCAUCAUCUGAACAUUAGGGAGUCUCUUCAUUCAUCAUCUGAACAUUAGAGAGUCUCUUCAUUCAUCAUCUGAACAUUAGGGAGUCUCUUCAUUCAUCAUCUGAACAUUAGAGAGUCUCUUCAUUCAUCAUCUGAACAUUAGGGAGUCUCUUCAAUCAUCAUCUGAACAUUAGGGAGUCUCUUCAUUCAUCAUCUGAACAUUAGGGAGUCUCUUCAUUCAUCAUCUGAA
This is a messenger RNA of Oncorhynchus keta (chum salmon), 2513 nucleotides long. Its product is annotated as GTPase IMAP family member 7-like. The transcript has 4 exons. Gene Ontology annotation, molecular function: GTP binding. Lineage: Eukaryota; Metazoa; Chordata; Actinopteri; Salmoniformes; Salmonidae. Bases 486 to 1385 code for a protein of 299 amino acids. The record is from RefSeq and is a predicted model, not a curated record.